AUUCCGCCCACUCUUACUGUAUUUAAGGCCUAGGCUACCAGCACUUAUUAGUUCGCUGACGAAGCUCUUCGGAUGAGGAGCGAAACGUCCGACACCUUCUUCACAGAAGUACAGAUGACGUCUCAAGAAGCCUUUUCCUCGAUGGACAACUCCUGUACGACUGAGAGCCUACACAGAGACAUAUAAUUAUGUUAUUUCAUUGUUUGGGAAAAAAAUAAUGUAUUUUUGUAAUUUCCUGACACUCUUGUAAACUGAACUGAAGCGUGGAAUCGAUGGAACGCGUCCGUGUUUCACUUAAUUCCUCCGCUCGGCGUUGAGCUGUCCACUUCAGCACCACAAGCUAAUGUUGCCACGGAGGAGCGCAUCAGCAUCAGCACCAGCACCGGCGCCCAGGACAGAAUUCACAACACACACACCGUCAUAUAUAUAUCAACUGGAAACGCUUUACGACUCCGUGGCUGAAGACUGCGGGAAAAGACUCCAGUCAUCAUGUAUGAUGCAACAAGGGUGCCAUCUCCAAAGGAUGGUCCAAAAGGGCUGACCAAGCCACUGGUCCCCAGAACAGGACCAGACACGGGAACAACAACAGGAGGAGUCUUAACGCCAGCAACAGCCCAACAAGCUAAAACUGAGGAAGGACAGUCCGGUGCGGAGGAGGAGGAGCCAAAAUCAGAGCCGGUCCUGGUGAAAAAGCCACAGAGGGAGAUAUUGGACCAUGAGAGGAAGAGGAGGGUAGAGCUGAAAUGUAUGGAGCUCCAAGAGAUGAUGGAGGAGCAAGGGUACACGGAGGAGGAGAUCCGGCAGAAAGUGAGCACAUUCAGACAAAUGCUGAUGGACAAGGAAGGUGUCAUCACCAGAGACGGCUCACAACCAGUGGUCAACCACUUGCACUACUAUCCUGAAAGGUAUGAAGAUGAUGCUGAAUUGGUCGGCGAUGAAGACGGAGACUAUGCCUAUGAUGAUUAUCACAGUGAUAACAGACUGAAGAAGAAGUCCAACAGCUCUCCAUCCCCUCGUCCAAAGAAAAAAAAGAAGAAGAAAUCCAGCCACAGAAGAAGUCGAUUUGGCAGUUCAUCACCCGCUCGCAGGGAGAAGAAGAAAAAGAGUGGGAAGAAACACAAACGUGACAGGUCUGCAUCAGGCUCCAGGAAAAAGCGCAGGUACAGGUCAGGAAGCCCGAGGGACAAGCACAAAGACAAGAGCAAACACAGAAAGAGCUCCCCCGCCGAGACCCCCGGAAGGAGCAUCCAGCGUCAAGGCAGCUGUUGCAGCAGCCGCAGCGCCUCCCUGACGUCCGCACGGAGCACCUCCAAGUCUCCCGGCAGACUGAACUCCAAACACAAGAAGGAUGGAAAGAAGGUAUCGUCACUGUCAUCUGGCCCCAACAGUCCCGCUGCUUGGCCCAAUGGCGACCACACCCAGCGCAGUCAUAAUGGCAAAGCCGGCAGACUCAACAACACUGAGGGCGAUAAGGUGCAAGAUAAGCUCCGCCUACUGGCCCCGGGCUCAGCCAGCAUCCAGUCCACUUUGCUGAAAGAACAGAAGCUCCACAGCGCCCCCAGCAGGAGUCAAGCCGCACAGACGUGGGACAAGGCCGAUGCCGGGAGCGUCGACGGCAAGAGCGCGGUUGUCAGUCACAGAUCAGGGAGGAGACAGAGCCAGCGAGGCCGGAACAGGAGCUCCCGCUCUCCUGCUCGCAGCAGCGACUCGGCACACUCCCAACACGACCACACUCACCGGGGGAAGACCCGGCAUCAGAGAAAGAUAAAAAGCAGCCGUUCCUCCAAGCGUCACCGCCGCUCCGGUCGAGGUCAGGCCCACCACCGCAGCCCAUCAGCAUCUUCGGGCCGCCACUCGCACACGUCCGGGAGAAAGAAGGAGGCGUCACGAAGCAAACAGAACGCGAGGCAGCGCAGCAGCUCUUGGAGCAGCGAACACUCCUCCUGUGCCCACAGGGGCCGGGGCCCCAGCAAGACCAAGUCUCCUCACGCCAGACAGAACGCCUCCAGAGAGAGGGACAGCCAGAACCGCUGCGACAGCGACACCGACAGCCGGGCCCGACGCCGCUCUCGGAGUUACUCGCCCAUUCGCAAACGGAGGAGAGAUUCACCCAGUUUCAUGGAGGCUCGCAGGAUUACCAGCGCGCGGAAACGCCCCAUCCCCUACUACCGGCCCAGCCCUUCAUCGUCCAGCUACGACAGCAGUCCCUCGCGCUCCAGCCGCAGUCGGAGUCGCAGCUACAGCAGCUACAGCCGCAGCCGCAGCAGGAGCAGGAGCCGCAGCAGGAGCAGGAGUCGGAGUCGAAGUCGGAGCUGGAGCCGCAGCCGGAGUCAGAGCUGGAGUCGGAGCAGGAGUCGCUCUCGAAGUCACCGCAGCUACUCCAGCCACAGCAGCUACGGCAGCCCUGGCUUCUAACAGAGGAGAUGCAACACAGAAGACUGCAAUCGGGUUUGUGACGCAUUCCAGUCCGGUCCGAACCCCUUUCAUCCCAGACUUGUCUCUCCACUGCAGUCCGUUGCUCUCGUUUGAUAGAACACAGCACAUACGUACGAGACCAACAUGACUCGUAGUCAUGUUAUCGUUUGGACAGCGGGUAUCUUUUAGCUGGAAACGACACAGGAGAUGUCUAACGAGAGCUUUCUUCAGCGAUUUACAAAUCUAAUACAUUCUUAUUUCAUAUAUUUGGCAUAUUUUCACCCCCCAAAAAAUCCAAAUUCUCAGGCAUUUCCCUUUUUUAAACAUAUAAUGGUCCAGGAGUGUCCAAACUUUUUCUACCGAGGGCGGCGUCCAGAAAAAUGUAAGCACGCUGGGGUCCAACCAGUCCAAUGUAAUGCGGGGCUAUGCUGGAGCCUAUCCCAGCUGACAUGCUGGAGCCUAUUCUAGCUGGCAUGCUGGAGCCUAUCCCGGCUGACUUAGGGCGAGAGGCGGGGUACACCCUGGACUGGUGUCCAGCCAAUGGCAGGGCACAUGUAGACCAACACAUUCAUACCUGUGGACAAUUGAGUCACCAAUGAACCUAAUGUGCAUGUUUUUGGAAAAACAGACGUGUGGAAGCGGAGAUUCGAACCCUGUGGGGCCAAUCAGAAAAACAAGCCCCCUGGCCACACUUUGGACACCCCUGGAAUACAGCGGGUGGGCCAGAAAAAGGAUUUACCAUAACACACCCAGGAUAUGCAUGGAGGAUGGGGUGAGGAGCGAACCAUGUGUCAAAAGUAGACAUUUUUACGGGCCGUUUUUCGCCAUUCCCUGGUGGCCCCGAAGUGUAACCCCCCAUGAAAAUUGUCUUCUAGCCUCUUCCAGCUAAAAGAUACCGUUGAACACGUGAAAAAUAAGUUUCACAAAAAGCAUGAGGAUUCAUUAACUGUGAGUCGGCACACGUCAAGCAUUGAUGUGCCAGAGCCCGCUGAACAACACUUGCUGUCUGUCCGCACUUUCUUGACCUUCUUCCACAAGGCAACCAAAAAUGAAAUUGAGAGUAAAUGACAAGUUGAACAUAGAAAUAUGUACGUAUUUAUACAUUAACAGUAGGUGCUGUGAAAAAGACACAUCAUAGGAACAUAAAGACCUUCACUUCCUGGAAGCAUCGAGAUUCAUGUAAGUAUCAGAGGACUCAACAGGAAGCAGAGGGGGAAGAGCUUUUUAUGCUUCCAGUGGCGUUGUAUAGGUUUGAGUGUAUAGAUGGCUUUGGAAACUAUGCACUGUAUAUUCCAUUUAGCUCCAAGAGUCACGGUGACGUCGCAUGAUGCAUCGAAAAGGACGUGUCGCUGCCAGGGCGCGUUCACGCUUGCCAGGUUCGCUUUGGUUAAAGCCAAAUCCGGACACUGGUGCGCACCAGAAGCCUGGCGCGGUUCGGUUUGGUUCACUUGAGCUGACAAGUGAACGCUGUACGGACCAAAUGACUGCAAAGGCAUUCGUAAAUGACAAAUAUGUAAGAGAAAAAGUACUGGAGGCGUCUCUCUGCUGUGCUCUUUAAAGGCGCAGGAUGCAGUGGGUCCCCGCAUAUUCGCCAUCUGUUCAUUUUUGGUUAAAAGAAGCAAAAAAACAUUGAAAAACCUUUUUCCUCUGGAAAUAAGCCGUUUUGUCCGCAUAUCUCAAACAUACGUUGUUGGAAAGCCCACGUUUUUUUAUCGGCCGUGGACACGUUUCAAAAAUACAGUUAAACAAGAAAACUAACAAAAACAAUAACAGAAGUGUAAGAAAGUACAAAAUAUUACAAUAAAGUCAUCUGGGAUCUGCUGUAUUUCAGACAAAAUAGACAGAAUAUAAAAAUAACCGUUUUGGUUUGGAAUAUGCGUCAUGUUCUUUUUGCCCCUUGAUGAAAACACCUGCGUGAACACGAAGUCAACCGCGCCAAGUCUGUUUUUGUUUUGUUUUGUUGGACCGAACCACAAGUGUGAAUGCGGCUCAUCCAUGCGCAGGUGAAUUAGUCACAAGGUGUUAUUUGUUACUUUAACGCUGCCCCGUUGAACACAUCUGCCGAUGUCCUUCAUUUCCGGACGUGUGUGUGCAAGAUGAUGGCGCUGUGCAGGGAAACUUGCUGCAAAAUGCUCCAUGCACAUGUUUUUUUUGUGAAUGCACUGUAUUAUUUAUUUAUUGAUAGAAUUAUUUAUGUAUCGUCUAUUUAUUAUCAGGUAUUUAUUAUUUGUUGACAAAGCGAGUUGAAUCAUGCUUUGAGGUUCAGUCUUUCCAUGUGGACGUGUGCCGUACGUGUCCAUGGCGCAUUCAUGUUGAAUGAAGGCUGGCUGAACGUUUCACUCUUGUGUGUUUACCGUGAGUACGGAAGCGACCCCUGACCCCUGACCCCUGACUGAUGUUUAAGGAUACGGUAUCUCAGUGGAGUAAAGAAGAACGCAUAUGAGUGAACUGUGUGUUUCCAAGGAGACCAUAGGAGAGUAUGCGGGCUAAAGUAUUGUCAGUGUUGUGGGGAAAGCGGUCAAUGCUCCAGCCCGACCGAUAUGGGAUUUUUGGGGCAUUAUAUCAAAAACAACGAAAUAGCUUACUUGGAACAGUUGCAUAUGUCUUUAUUCCACAUUAAAAGGCUGUACAACAGUCUGGACGUGUGCAUUAACAGUUGCAUCUGUCUUUGUUUACCUCACAGAGGUGCGACUUACACGAUGUUAAAACAUUGGAAUACGCUCUGUAAAACCAGCGUGGAAAAACUACAAUGUUCUCCUUGACGGGCCCUGACGGCGUGUUUCCGCAAGGACGUUGGUGACUCUCAUGGGGCUUUCAAGCGUAGCGUUGCAUUGUUUUACAAAGUCGCAGUCGUCUUCUCUGCUGCGGCCGAGCGAGUGAGACAGACAGGAAGAGCUGCACACAGGAACGCAGUGACGGACUUUCCACCCACCCAGCUCCAAAAGUUAACAUAUCAGCUACACAUUCGCCAACGAUGAAUCUGUGACGCGCCGUAAUCGGUUGAGCUCUAGUCGAUCCAGGAUGUAACUACACUAGGUCCCCAACUUACGAACACCCGACUAGCGAACACUCGCCGAUACGAACACAAGCCGACUGGUUUAUAUUUUAUUUUAUUUUGCCUUGUAGUGCUUAGGAAUCAGUCUUUAUACUGCUACUGUACAUGCUUGACCAGUAGAGGGCACUGUGACACUGCUAAUGGGACCAAGAGGCAGCCUUAGCGCUAAUGAGACCAACAGACGCUGGGCAGAGAAAGCUUCCGGUAAAGCUAGGAAAGUUAAGUUUUAGCUGGAUGAUACAACCCAGACCACUCCUCUUCAAAGGUAAAUAACAUUUAUCAUUACCUAUUAUUAUAUCACUUUUAUUAUUGUUUUUUUCAUGAAUUAUCCUGGUUUAAUAUUACUACUGCAUCCAAACUCAUAUUUACAUACAUACAUAUAUACUGUAUAUGUAAACACGUACAUGUAGUACCUAUAUCAUUGCUAAUAUUACCUUUUGUUUCGACUUAAGAACGAUUCAACUUAAGAACGGUCGUCUGGAACCAAUUGUGUUCGCUAGUUGGGGUCUUAGUGUACUUGGAUUGGAGCCUCGAGAAAGUGCACUAGCUUCACCGAGACCCCACCAGGAUUCCAUCAUGUCUCGUCGACGUUUCUCCAGACAAACACGGUCAGGGUCCACCUCAAGUCUUCCUAACGUGUGCAGUAGGUCAUCACGUCCCACCUUAUUGUUGCACAUUGUGGCAUUACCGCUAGAGUCCAUCCUCUAAAAAUGAUAGCCCUGCAAACCUGCUGAUUUAUUCCAAGUAUAGCACUGCCCCCCCUUUGGUCCACCGGGUCCUUCUUUGUAGUGUACACGUUAAUGUUCCUGACAAUAAACUGAAAGAAAUGGCCAAAAGAAAUUCACUUGCUGUUUUUCCCUGUAAGAGGAUAUGGUUGUACUGUGUGUGUGUGUGUGUGUGUGUGCGUGUGCGUGUGCGUGUGCGUGUGUGCGUGUGUGUGUGCGUGUGCGUGUGCGUGUGUGUGUGUGUGCGUGUGUGUGCUUACAAGCUUGCUUGAUAAAAACGGUCCACAAUGUUUAAGAGUAAGAAGCAGACUGGCGUUCUAUCCAUUCAUUAGUCCAGUUGGCGCCACUAUGAGGCCCACAGAGUGAAAAUGCAAGGAUGCAAGAUUGAAAGGAUGCAAGGAUGCAAGGACCACUUUGAUAGUUUUGAACUGCGGCCUUUGCUUUUUUUGUCCCAUUUGUUUUUUUGUUUUUUCAAGUAUUUCAACUUUCUGCUGAAAUAUUCUUCAUAAAUGUUCUUUUCAUAAUAUUAUGAGCGUAUUCCCAUAAUAUUUUGCUUUUAUUCGCAUAUUAUAAUUUUUUUCUCCAACCUACAUUUCCAAAAAUUACAACUUAAUUUCGUUUUGUUUGUUUCACUAAAUAAUAUGACUUUAAAAAUAAAUACAUAUAUAAAUAAAUAACACAUUUGUCUUUAAUAUUGAAAUUCUAUGCUACUAAAAUGACAUUCAUUUUCCUUGUAAUAUUGCCAGUUUAUUCUUGUGAAAUUGCAACUUUUUUUCUGGUUACAACACGAAAUUUUUUCUCUUGAAAAUGUUCUUUUCGGAAUAUUUUGACUUUAUUCCCAUAUUCUAACUUUUUAACCCAACCUGAUAAAUAAAUAAAUAAAUAAAUGUUUGUUUCAACAUGAUUUCAACAUUAUGCUACUUGAAAGAUUUCAUCUUCGGCGCGUGAUCCAAGAUGGCAGCAUAAACAAACCGGACGGUAUUUCUCAAGCCAAAGCAAAAUCUUAGCAAAAAUUUGGGAUGUUAACCGGAACACGUGCUAACCGGGGCGGUUGUUAACCAAGGUACCGUUGUAUUAUGAAAAACUGCGAUAGGGUGAAGCUGCAAAAUUCGAAGCGCGAAGUGGCGAGGGACGACUGUGUGUAUAUUUUUUUAAAAAGCAGGCAUUGGCGGGCGAGCAAACGAAAGAAAAAAGUGGCCAAACGUGAGCGUUGCUGUUUGCAUGUUUGGAAGACUGCAAGGCAAAGUGAAUUUGUGUUGGUUUCCA
Molecule: messenger RNA, 7461 nt
Organism: Dunckerocampus dactyliophorus (ringed pipefish)
Lineage: Eukaryota; Metazoa; Chordata; Actinopteri; Syngnathiformes; Syngnathidae
Gene: srrm3
Product: serine/arginine repetitive matrix 3
Exons: 15
Coding region: 490-2415 (641 amino acids)
Molecular function (GO): mRNA binding
Source: RefSeq, a predicted model, not a curated record